AUGGAGAUUAUGGAGCCUUACUACGUUCGUUGCAUCAAGCCCAAUGACCAGAAGUCCCCGUUUCUGUUCGAUGAGGAACGCUGCCGUCACCAAGUCUCGUAUUUGGGUCUCCUGGAGAAUGUCCGGGUCCGAAGGGCCGGCUUUGCCUAUCGGCAGCCGUACCACCGUUUCUUACUCCGGUACAAGAUGACAUGUGAAUACACCUGGCCCAACCACCUCAUGGCCUCCGACGGCGCAGCCACCCAAGCCUUGAUAGAGCAACAUCGCUUCCAAGACGAUGUGGCUUAUGGCCAAACCAAGAUCUUCAUCCGAACGCCCCGGACCUUGUUCGCCCUGGAACAGGAGCGCGCCAACCUGAUACCCAUUAUUGUGUUGUUGUUGCAGAAGGUUUGGAGGGGAGCCCUCGCCCGCAAACGCUGCCGAUACCUACGGGCCAUCUACACCAUCAUGUCCUACUACAAGCGACACAAAGUGAAGUCUCACUUAUUGGAGCUCGUACAACGCUUCCACGGAGUGCGGAACAUGACCGACUAUGGCAAAACUGUGGAGUGGCCGGAGCCUCCAGCGGUGCUGGCCCAGUUCCAGGAGAGCAGCAAACUCAUCUUUUACAGGUGGCGAGCCAGGCAGCUGGUGACCAACAUCCCUCCAUCCGAGAUGGGCCAAAUCAAAGCCAAAGUUGCUGCCUUUGACGUCUUGCAAGACCAGAGGAAAAAUUGGGGUUGUUGUCGAAACUGGAGACAGAACUAUUUAGUGUUGGCAGAGGAGAACCCAGCCUCGGCUGCCCAGUUCAUCAAACAGGUCUCAGCCCUGAAAGACAAGACGCACUUCAGCUCCGUGUUGUUCUCAUGCCACGUGCGUAAGGUCAACCGGUGCAACAAAAGGACGGAUCGAGCCCUACUGAUCACCGACCAGCACCUCUACAAGCUGGACCCCCGGAAGCAAUACCGAGUCAAGAAGACCAUUGCUCUUGGCACAGUGUCCGGUCUGAGUGUCACCACCGGUGAGGACCAGCUGGUUGUCUUCCACUUGGAGAAGCAGAAGUUCCUAGUGGUGUGUCUUCACAAAAUGCAACCGGCCAACGACAACCGGGUCGGGGAGCUGGUUGGGGUCCUGGUGGACCACUUCAGGAGGCUCAAACGAGACCUCCAAGUGACGGUGUCUGACCGCAUCCCGCUUAGCCAAAACAACCGGAAACGCUUAGUGACGGUCGCGACCCGGGACGACGUGACCCUGCCGGAUUUUGCCAAGACCCGGGAUGGCUUUGUGCUCUCCUGGCCAAGGAGCCGAUGAACCAGUGUUGCCUUGAAUCUUUCUGGCUCCUGGGAAAGCGGCAAAAACGAUUCCACAAAUCAUAAGGUCUAGCGUCUUUAUUAUAUUUUUAAAUUGUUGCCUUUUGGAGCUGAGCGGAGGAAGGAAUGGUACUGCAUUCAAUUUUUUAGCUGAAGCUCUUCCUUCCGUCGCCUUGAAAGAACAAUACUCAUUACAGCUAGUCCUCAACUUACAACAGUCUGUUUAGCGACUGUCCCAAUGGCGCUAGAAAAAAGGCAACUUCACACUUAUGACUGUUGCCACAUCCCUGUGAUCCAAACGCAGAUGCACAGCAACCGACUCGUAUUUACAACGCAGGGCAACUGACUCGUAUAUAUGACAGUUGCAAUGUCCCCUGGAGGGCAGGAUGUCACGUUUUUGCAACCUUCCAAAAAGUGGCCAACAGGGAAGCCCGAUUCAUUGAACGACCGGCUUGCUAAUUGAACAAUUACAGGGAUUCAAAGGUGGCAAAUAAGGUUGUAAAACGAGACAAAACUCAAUGAAUGUCUCGGUCAGCAGCAGAAAUUUUGGGCGCCACUGUCAUCGUAAGUUGAGGACUACCUGUAGACUAGACUAGACUAGACUAGACUAGACUAGAUUAGAAUAGAAUAGAAUAGAAUAGAAUAGAAUAGAAUAGAAUUCUUUAUUGGCCAAAUGAGCUUGGACACACAAGGAAUUUGUCUUUGGUGCAAAUGCUCUCAAUGUACAUAAAGAAAAAUAAAAUACAUUCGUCAAGAGUCAUAAAAUACAACGCUUAGUGAUAAUCAUAGGUUACUAAUAAGCAAUCAAAUCAUACUAGGAAACAGAACAAUAUAAAUUAUAAAGAUACGAGCAACAUGGUUAUAGUCAUAAGUGGGAGGAGAUGGGUGAUGGGAGCGAUCAGAAGAUUAAUAAUAAUGCAGCCUUUAAUGUGAAUAAUUUGACAGUGUUGAGGAAAAUAUUUGUUUAGCAGAGUUCAGGAAAAAACUGUCCUUGUGUCUAGUUGUUCUGGUGUGCAGUGCUCUGUAGCGUCGUUUUGAGGAUAGAAGUUGAAACUAUGUCCAGGAUGCGAGGGAUCUGUAAAUAUUUUCACAGCCCUCUUCUUGAUUCGUGCAGUGGGCAGGUCCUCAGUGGAAGGCAGGUUGGUAGCAAUUAUUUUUUCUGCAGUUCUAAUUAUCCUCUGAAGUCUGUGUCUGUCUUGUUGGGUUGUAUGAGACAAGAUGGCUUAAGUUCCUGCCGCGAAUCUAACCAGAUCUUUCAACGGAUCCAGAAUCCCUAACCAUGAAUCGUGGUUUGAAUUUGAACCCCGGUGGAGAAGAACCAUGCAAGACUAACCAUGGAAGACCAGGUUAUUUGAAGGACCUAUUUUCUCAGUUAGAUCCAUCCAACCCAGAAGAGCAGGGAGGCAGGAGAUGUUAUGGGUCUCCCCUCUUAAGGAGGUCCAUCUGGUGGGACCCAGAAGAAGGGCCUACUCGGUGGUGGUGGCUCCUUCAAUGUUAUUUGAAGGACACUCUAUUCCCAGGUACAUCUCUUUAACCCACCAGAUCAGAGAGGCAAGAGAUGUUAUGGGUCUCCUCUCUUAGGAUGGUCCAUCUGGUGGGACCAAGUAGAAGGACUUUUUCUCCUCAGGAGGUCCAUCUGGUGGGACCAAGUAGAAGGACUUUUUCUCCUCAGGAGGUCCAUCUGGUGGGACCAAGUAGAAGGACUUUUUCUCCUCAGGAGGUCCAUCUGGUGCGAUCAGGAAGAAGGACCUUCUCCAUGGUGACUUCUUCUGUUAUUUGAAGGACCAUCUUCAAAUUACAUCCACCUGACCCACCAGAGCUGGAAGGCAGGAGAUAUUAUGAGGUCCUCUCUUAAAAGAGGUCCAUCUAAUAGGACCUGGAAGAAGGACCUUCUACGUGGUGGCUCCUUCCCAUCAACCCUUGGGAGAUAAAGACUAGUCUCCAUCUUGAUAGUCCUUCACAAGGUCCUGAAGACCUGGUUCUACGAAGGGAUCAAGGGAUCCCUGGGGUGAUACGGAGCCCACCUAUUGGUCGCUUGGUGUGAUGUCACCAAGGGGCGGGGUUUAUUGGGGUUGUAGUUUUGGAAGCCUUCCAGAGUAAUUGUGAAUUGACCGACCCUAUCAAUGCUUUUAAUAAAGAAUUUUUUUAAAAAAAAUUAAAUUG
Molecule: messenger RNA, 3452 nt
Organism: Ahaetulla prasina
Lineage: Eukaryota; Metazoa; Chordata; Lepidosauria; Squamata; Colubridae
Gene: MYO1G
Product: myosin IG
Exons: 9
Coding region: 1-1290 (429 amino acids)
Biological process (GO): vesicle transport along actin filament; actin filament organization
Cellular component (GO): vesicle; myosin complex; microvillus
Molecular function (GO): microfilament motor activity; actin filament binding; ATP binding
Source: RefSeq, a predicted model, not a curated record